This is a messenger RNA of Caenorhabditis sp. 36 PRJEB53466, 2345 nucleotides long. NCBI's taxonomy places the organism in Eukaryota, Metazoa, Nematoda, Chromadorea, Rhabditida, Rhabditidae. The record is from the annotation of a GenBank genome assembly.
AUGUUUCCAAUUCGGAAAAGAUAUAAUAAAAGUAAGUUUUUUUCUAAGCAAAUUGUGAGUUGUUGAAUAAUAAAUUUGCAGUCUUCUCGGAUUCGCUGAGGGCCGCUGGCAGGCUCAAGGAACCGGCAAGUUCUGAUGAGGAGGAAAGGGAAGAGGAUCAUUUGGAAGUAGACGCCAGUGAGGAUGAUUACAGUCAAACCUCGCUAAGUAUCGAUGACUAUAAAAGUGAAGGUGAGUUUUAGUUAUUCUCAAAAGAGUGACAGUUCUCUUCAAACUGAGCGUAAUUUUCAUUUUUCAGAAGAGGAAUUCUGGCGCUACAACAAAGUAGAACUCGCACGGAAUGGAACUGUUACGAUAAGGGACUCGCAACGUUAAAAUAUAGCUGCGAGUUCCAAAUCGUAACAAUUCCAUUCCGUGCGAGUUCUACUUCAUUUAGCGCCGAAAUUCUUACACAACUGUGAGACAUCAUUUCAAGUUGAAGAAAUUGAAAACGCAUUUUCAGAUCCUCCGCGCCCAACGGAGUCGAUAGAGACUUCCCGUAGACCGUUCACGCCUCACAACAGUGGAAUGGACAUCUCGCACACGCACCCGUCUCAAAACUACGAUGUCGACGACUAUUAUAGUGGAUUCAGACAGAUCGGGAGCGGAAUUGUUGAGAAUACUAACGCGUCUCGAGUGGUCUCCCCUCCGAUACAAUUAUUUCCAACCAUUCCAUUCCAACCACUUUCAGGUAUCUUUUCAUAUCCAAUCUACAAUGGAAAUUAUCAAUUUUCAGUGAAAAUGGAGAACUGUUUGAAUUCUGGAUACUUGGACAUGCAGAGAGUUGGAGGACUUCUUUUCCAUGCUUACGCAAACGACGAAGAAGACGUGGACACUGAGAUCGAGUUAUUCAUAAAGAACAAUUCGACGAAAGUGAAGGGACCGCUUACCAUCAAGAGGGCAGAUGUCCGCAAUCCCAACUGGCCGGCAGUCAUCGCCUGCGGACAUCAGCUGAUGGUACACAAGCGCGACUAUGACAUAAAUCUACGUUUAUUUUUUAGGAACAGAUCAACUCCCACAAGAUUCAAAUAUCGUUGUCAGGAAUGGGCCCAUCGAAAGAGGAGUUCUGCGAUAUCACCGGAGCUGCCUUUAAUGUGCGAAAAGAAUAUUUUUAUCCGCAAGAGCCGCCGUUUUCCGUGAGUUAAAUCAGUUUGUUUUGAAAGAGCUAACUGAUCUUUUCAGGGAGAAAGAAUCUGCGUAAGUGAAUUGAAGACUACCAAGCAACAACCACAUGUUCAUCUGAAGAGCAUCCUGUUUGCGCUCGUUUCCAAAGUGAUCAAGAAUAGGAAACGGUUGAAAUAGUUUUUGUUUAGAGUUGCGCAGUGCAAACUCAUGUCCAAGCAGUGACUUGGGUGCUCCCGCAAGAGAAGAAUACGAGUGGUAGGAAUCCGAAGCCAUUCCCGGAGUCAUUCUUCAACACUCUUUACGGUUCGUUUCAGUGCUAAACUUUUCAUGAACAGUUUCUUCCAGAGUUAUGCCUGGAGUACUUCGGACUCAAUUACGACGAAUUGGACGUACCGUACAGAUCAGCGUUCCGCGAUCUUCCUUGUCUUGAGCCAUACUCCGACGAGUCGGGCAAACGCCGCUUGUUUCAAAAACUCGCAACUGCACGAAAAAGCUUUGUUACUGGAACCUUUCGAACCCAAUUGAAAGCGGCGCUGUAUGUGGACCGUGGAACAUGUCUCAUGAACAACGUAAAUCUUUUCCAGUGUGGAACUGAAAUACUCGACUUUUGUCGCACCACAACUUCCACAGCAGCACGGAUAUUUUCAAUACCGAAAGGUAGUAUACAUCUGAAAUCAAUCAGUUUAGCUCAAGUCAUCUCGUUUCAGAGAGGAAGAACAUCCAGCACGCCGAGAUCAAUGGCUCCUAAUCACCACAUAGAAGAUAUUCCGAAUGAGCCCGAUCAGAGUGAAUGUGUGGCAACAACUGUGCCGAGAAUGAAGCCGCAACCUUCUCCGAUCGUCUCGAUUGAAGAAGAGGUUCCUCUUGUGACAAAAAAGAACAGAAACGGACAAGUUCGUGACGAAAAAAGUACAAAAAUGGAAUUGGAAACCUCUCCGGUCGUCUCGAUUGAUGAAGAGGUUCCGCUUGUGACAAAGAAGAGCAGAAACGGUCAAGUUCGUGACGAGAAAAGUACAAAAAUGGAAUUUGAAACCUCUCCGGUCGUCCCGAUUGAAGAAAAGGUUCCGCUUGUGACAAAGACGAGCAAAAAUGGACAAGUUCGGGACGAAAAAAUUACCAAAAUGGAACCGCGAAAGAACGUCGCCAAGAGGGCUCAGCGCCGAAACCCCAAGAAAAACUGA